Molecule: messenger RNA, 1868 nt
Organism: Acanthopagrus latus (yellowfin seabream)
Lineage: Eukaryota; Metazoa; Chordata; Actinopteri; Spariformes; Sparidae
Gene: oxsm
Product: 3-oxoacyl-ACP synthase, mitochondrial
Exons: 2
Coding region: 274-1668 (464 amino acids)
Biological process (GO): fatty acid biosynthetic process
Molecular function (GO): 3-oxoacyl-[acyl-carrier-protein] synthase activity
Source: RefSeq, a predicted model, not a curated record
UCACAAUUUAAAUGUAACGUUUUUACAGUUUAUACAUUUCUGGCGUUCAGGAAUGCUACCUAAUUUAGCUACAAGCAGAUGGAAGGAUGGAUUCGUUUUAUCUGCUCAUGAAUGUUUUCAAUUGACAGCUCGGGUGGAAGACAAAGUUAGUUACGAACUUAAGUUAAGUUGCGUCUGGAGGACUUUUCAACUUAGGUUUUGUAUUCCUGUGAUAUCAUCAGGAGAUUCAACAAAGCUACACGCUAGGUGUUUCAAACUUGAAAAGAUUGCAUCAUGGCUGCUUUAUCGCUAUCCUAUUUGACUGAACUCCAUUUAAGACCACAGCGCAUAAGGGCACUUUUCCAAAAGAGUGUCUGUGUUUGUCCAAAAGAAGAGUACAGACGCUACAGUUCUGGAAAGCAUAGAAGAAGGGUUGUUAUUACUGGCAUAGGAUUGGUGUGUCCUUUGGGCACAGGGACUGCACUGUCCUGGGACCGCCUGAUUAAAGGCCGGAGUGGGAUUAUUGCCCUUGACUCAGAGGAGUACAAGACAGUUCCCUGUAAAGUGGCAGCACUGGUACCCAGAGGGAAUGAGGAGGGCCAGUUUAAUGAGGAUUGCUUUGCCUCUCAAGGAGAGAUCAAUAGCAUGUCACCUGCUUCUGUAUUGGCCCUCGGAGCUGCUCAGCUUGCUCUGGAGGACUCAGGGUGGUAUCCUGAAUCCCCACAGGAACAGCUCGAUACUGGGGUGGCUGUUGGCAUGGGCAUGGUGUCACUGGAUGAAAUUGCUCGUACCUCUGCUGCCUUCCAAGCAAAGGGUUACAAGAAGGUCAGUCCCUUCUUUGUGCCUCGCAUACUUGUCAACAUGGCUGCUGGGCACAUAAGUAUCAAACACAAAUUGAAGGGUCCCAAUCAUGCAGUGUCCACAGCCUGCACGACAGGGGCACACGCCAUAGGUGAUGCCGCCAGGUUUAUUGCACAUGGGGAUGCAGUUGCUAUGGUUACAGGGGGAACAGAAUCCUGUGUGGGCCCUCUGUCAAUAGCUGGCUUUGCCAGGGCACGUGCCCUUGCUACCAAAUGGAAUGAUAACCCCACACAGGCGUCAAGACCCUUUCACCCAGAGAGAGAGGGCUUUGUUAUGGGAGAAGGAGCUGCGGUGCUACUUUUAGAGGAGCUCAACCAUGCAGUGAGAAGAGGAGCCAGGAUCUAUGCAGAGGUCCUGGGCUAUGGGCUCUCAGGGGAUGCCAGCCACAUCACUGCACCCACUGCAGAUGGAGAUGGAGCUUUCAGAUGCAUGUCUGCAGCUCUGAGGGACGCUGGCAUCUCAACAGCAGAUGUUACAUAUGUGAACGCUCAUGCCACAUCCACGCCUUUGGGUGAUGCAGCUGAAAAUUCUGCUAUUAAGAGGCUCUUCCAGCAGAACCUUGAGAACCUGGCUGUCUCCUCCACCAAGGGAGCCACGGGACAUUUGCUGGGGGCUGCAGGGGCCCUUGAGGUGGCGUUCACAGCUUUGGCUUGUUACUACGGGGUCCUGCCCCCAACACUCAACCUGGACCGCACUGAGCCAGAGUUCAACCUGAAUUAUGUUCCAUGCAGAGCACAGCCAUGGCGGACUCACGGCCGACGGGUCACCCUUACUAACUCAUUUGGAUUUGGUGGCACCAACGCCACACUGUGUCUUGCCAGCAUCUGAUUAGUGUUCAGUUUUCUUUUAUCCAUUUUAUCCAAUCUCCAACAGAGAUUCACCAACUGAAUAUUUCCCAGUUGGACAGUAUCAUUUUUUUCCCAUUAACUGAGGUAUAUGUAUUUUGCUCUCAGAAAAAAAUCUGACAUUUCAAUGACAGGUUACAAAAAUAACAUUCUGUGGAAAGCAAUAAAAACUUUCCAGAUGAG